Molecule: messenger RNA, 4546 nt
Organism: Branchiostoma floridae (Florida lancelet)
Lineage: Eukaryota; Metazoa; Chordata; Leptocardii; Amphioxiformes; Branchiostomatidae
Product: protein Jade-3-like
Exons: 15
Coding region: 380-3409 (1009 amino acids)
Biological process (GO): regulation of transcription by RNA polymerase II
Cellular component (GO): histone acetyltransferase complex
Source: RefSeq, a predicted model, not a curated record
UCAUCAUGGCGACUGAACCACUUCAUUCUUGGUUCAAAUUUUUGCACCGACCGAAAUCGUUGAUUUCCUCAGGAUUUAAAGGACUCCUGACGACAGUUUGUAUUCCUUCGUAGUUCUAAGAUGUCGAGCAAGGCUACCGAUUUGGAUUUUUGACGUAACACGUCGCAGAUUGGUAGAAAAUUUGCGUUUGAAUAUCUAAUUAGGUUGUGUUUUUGGAGCCAUUUUUUCGGGGAAGGCGGGUUUGGCGCGGACGGACAAAGUGCAACAUUUCCCCUCAUUAUCUGAGGGAAACCCGCCAUUCCUGCAGCGCCUGCUGUUUUGGUGAGGAUCGACGGCUGCCUGGCCGUUAUAGCUGAGAUUUCAAACCCUACUAACAGUCAUGGAGCGGAGGGCGCCAAAGCGACGUAGAAGUCGUAGUGAUGGCAGCGAUACUGACGAUGAAGUGUCUAGAGCUGUCUUUCCAGACAGCCUGCAGGGCCCCAGUAGCAGCACCUCCCAAGCCUCGGGGAGCGUCUGCUCCCUUCCUCUAUCCACCAACGAUUGUGAACAAGACCCUAUCUCAGAUUCCCAGUUCUCUAAGUUUGGCUCGCCGUCAGAGCGCAGCAUACACUCCAACAAGCCUGCGGAGAUGUUCCGUAAGGACCUGAUCUCGGCGAUGAAGCUGCCGGAUUCGCAGCAGCUCCAGCCCGAGGAGUUUCUGGUGAUGACGGACACGUGGAAGCAGGAGUGGGAGCGCGGCGUGCAGGUACCGGUCAACCCGGACAUGUUCCCGCACCCUACCAUGAAGGAGAUCGUUCCACGGGAGAAGCAGGGCUGCUUUAAAAUGCCGCGAAAGUUGUUAAAGUUGUCUGCUCCAGAGAAGGACAGUGAGGGGAGUGUGACCCUACAGCUGGCUGACAACACAUGUAGAUAUGAUCUAGACGAUACUGACCUGCACUGGCUCACCGUGGUCAACACUGAGAGAGAGGUUGCGGGUGAUACAGUCAUUGAUGAGUACACCAUGGAGAGGAUUAUAGAGGAGCUGGAGAACAAGUGCCAUGAGAACAAGCAGCUGACUAUAGAGACAGAGGAGGGUCUGGGGAUUGAGUAUGACGAGGAUGUCAUCUGUGAUGUCUGCAGAUCGCCUGAUUGUGAGGAGGGGAAUGAGAUGGUGUUUUGUGACAGCUGCAACAUCUGUGUACACCAGGCCUGCUAUGGUAUCCAGAAGAUCCCAGAAGGCAGCUGGGUGUGUAGAACGUGUGCCCUGGGGAUCAGUCCCACGUGUCUGCUCUGUCCCAAGAAGGCAGGGGCCAUGAAGAGCACAAGGAGUGGAACAAAAUGGUGCCAUGUGAGCUGUGCAUUGUGGGUACCAGAGGUCAGCAUAGGGGUUCCUGAGAAGAUGGAGCCAGUCUGCAAGAUCUCACAGAUACCUCCCAGCCGAUGGGACCUGAUAUGCUGCUUGUGUAGAGAGAGGACCGGAGCUCCUAUACAGUGUGUGGUGACCACCUGUAAGGUAGCGUUCCACGUCACCUGUGCAUUCCAAAAUGGUCUGGAGAUGAAGACUGUUCUAGAAGGUCCAGAUGAGGAGGUGAAAUUUAAGUCAUACUGUCCGAAGCACACUAAGAAAAGACAAGGAGUCACAGAUGGGGCGUCUGAGACGACUGUGAGACCCUCAUCAACUUUGUCACCCAAGAAGAAGACAGAAGAGGAAAAAAGGAAUGAAAGAGCUGACAGGUUGGAGAGACUAGAGGAGGAGUUCUACACCCUGGUGUCCCCAGGAGAGAUCUCUACAUCCCUGGAACAGCCUGAGGAUGUGGUGGACGUGGUGUGUGAGUACUGGAAACUCAAGAGAAAGGCAAACUUUAACCGCCCUCUGGUGAUGCCCAAGACAGAAGAGGCAGACCUGCUGAGCCAGGCGGAGGAGGACAGUCUGUACCGCAGACUCAAGAUGUUCAUGCACCUCCGGCAGGACCUGGAGAGGGUACGAAACCUGUGCUACAUGGUGGGCAAACGGGAGAAGCUCAAGAGGCAGCAAUGCCGGGUCGCCGAGGAGGUAUUCUACAAGACACUGAAAGUAGUGGAAGAUGAGUGGGAGGACUUGGACAUAAGCACGCUACCGCUGCGCGACCCCAAACCAGAAAUCAUCAGUGAACAACAUUCCACAGAAGAGCCCAUGGAGGAGGAACUAGCCUCAAAUUCACAAGUGGAGGAACAGAAAGACUCUGAAAGUCCGAGGAACGGGCUGAGCAUUCAGAUGGAGCUGUUAAGAGGCAGUGCUGACAAAGGGAAGGCCAAAUACAGCUCGAAACACAGAUCGCGGGACCGGGCAAACGGGCGCUUUCUCCCGCAGCACGAAGUGACGAAAAGGAAGCUAGAUGAAUACAUAGCUUCGAUAGACACAACUCCGAAGAAGGGCAGGAGUCCAAACCAUUCCUCACCUACUAGCGUCUCAGGGCACCAAGAGGGGAGAAGAACGUCCCCCAACGUUAAAGGCAAGUCAGGGUCACCUCCAAUCAAAGCUUCAAGAUCUCCAUCAAGGAGGUCGUCUCCAAAAUACAAGAACGACACACGAUCAUCCCCUCCAAGUAGGGAGUCUUCUAGAUUUUCCCCGUCGGCAAGAGAAGUGAAAAGAUCACCCCCCGCUCUGGAGAGACGAACCUCUCCCAGAACUUCUCCCAAAGUGAAAGAAAGUAACUCCCCCAAGUCAGAUGCGCUAUCGCCCUCCCACUACAAAAGUUCCAGAAGUGAGGACGGUAAAAAGUCGUACAAGGAAUCAGCACCAAGAAUAAGCCUAAGCAACCUUAGUGGAUACAGAAUUCCCAAGAAAACUAGCCCUAAUGCAGUAAACAAGGCAAAAAUUGAGCAGAAGCCGGUAAAAUCACCAUUAUCCCAGUCCCCUCUAAAGGAUAGACAGGAGCGCCCGAUGAGGUUCGGAGACCGAGGUCGGGACGGGUAUCGACGGCUCCCCCUCAGUACCUCUCCAACCCAGUUGUCCAAGAAGAGGAUGGACGGUCACUUUAACCAAACGAGCGGCACUCAUCUCCAGUUUGACAAUGUUGACGGGGAGGUAAGUUUGCGUAGGAGCACCAGUCCGACAGGUAGUAACGAGUCCGGGCCCACGCCGAAGAAAUAUCCCACAGUCGUGAUCGACUCGGACUCUGAUAACGAAAUCGACGUUGAGCAUAACUCGGACUCGGAGUCAACGACGGGACUGUCCCACGCAAACCGCCUCUCCAGGUAUGGUCAAAACCUGCCGCAUCGGUCGCCCAAUAGAAGCCUUCACAAUUCCCCCGGGAUGCGAAAUUCUCCUCUAAGUCGAGGGUCCCCCAAUGCUAGGUUAAACAGUUCUCCUGGCAACCUGUCCAAACCAAAAAGCAUCAAGAAUCGAAUAACCGAUGCCGUGUCUCGCUUCUGGAACUCUGGAAGCUAACGUUGGUGGAUCAUGUUAAGUUUUUUAGGAAAGCGUAGCUUACAGCUUACAAGAUUUUCCCAAUCAGAAAAGAAUGUGUUUAGUUCAGGAAAUUUAGCUGCUUAUAGAAAUGUUGAUUAAGUCAGAAGAUAGUGCUGAUAUGAUUAGUUUGGGUUCUAUGAAAGAUGACCGAGUCUUUUUAAUCUUUACAAUGUUGCUGGAGCUACUCAAAGCAGAUAAGGAUCACUUUAACAGAAUGAAAAUUGAAUUACUUUGCUUGACUUCUCAAUUUUCUUGUCAGUUGCUAAAUAUUAUUUUAGCUUAAAUUAUUAUUUUCUCACUUGCAAAUAGAAAUUGUGACCCCAUUUAUGUCUGUUGGAUCCAACCAUGAUAUUGAGUAUGCUACUACCAUGACUUCAUAGUAGUUCAUAGUCAUACCAUUCUACUUGUUUUAUGAAAGCUGCUCUUGCGCAUUGCGGUUUACGUCAUGGGAUCAACUAGUAUUAAAAAUCAUUUGACUAUAUUUAUCAUAUGAAAACCAUAUUGAAGCAUCUAACGUUUCACAAACAGAAGAUACCUUGUUUUAUUAAAGAGAGAAGUACAUGAUCUUGAUCUGUUUCUUGACUAUGUAAUAUGUUGUGACUUGAACCACAGUAUUACUUAACUGUUGAAAUCAGACUUACAAAUGAUCGAAGUUUAAUCUAUGUAUGUAGUUUCUAUUCUUAUCCAUAUUCUGCUCAUUUUACUGUUCUGUUCAUUUUACUGUAUCUUCAGCCAUUGCGCUUCACAUACAUGUAUAGAGUAUUAGAGUCCUGUUGUCAUAUUCAAACUCUAAGCAAUUACAUGACUAUUAUAACACUUCUAUCAUUCAUAGCUGUUCAGAAAUGUCAAAUUGUUGAUAUGCUACUAAAUGUAUGGAAGAUUAAAUGAAAUAUUAAUUUCCUUUCAUGAUUUCUCUAAUGCAUAUUUUUGUAGUUGUGUAUUAAAUACAUGUAUGUAAAAGACUUGUACAGUGUAUAGUUCCAAGAGAGAUGUAAUGAAAAUGAAAAUACAUGGAGACAUGGACUUGACCAUGACAUUGUAUGUGUCAUUCAGUGUUAAUGUCAGACACAGGUUAGAGGUUCAAAUUUCCAGCAACAAAUAACUGGUCACUAUUGA